AUGGCGCCCCGGGCCCCCACUGCGCGGGGCCACUAGCACCCUCAGUGUCCCCUUCCCUCCCCCUCCCUGCCCCCUCUCCCGCGGCGUGAACCCGGGUGUUCACGGCACCCAGCUUUUGAGCUCGCGUCCCCAGGCCGGCGGGGGGGGAGGGGAAGAGGGGACCCCGGCACCCCUGUCCCCCCCCACCCGGCCGCCCAGUCCCCCGGGACCCGGAGAAAAUGUCUUCGCGGACGGCGCUGGCCCCGGGCAACGAUCGGAACUCGGACACGCAUGGCACCUUGGGCAGUGGCCGCUCCUCGGACAAGGGACCAUCCUGGUCCAGCCGCUCCCUGGGUGCCCGCUGCCGGAACUCCAUUGCCUCCUGUCCCGAGGAGCAGCCCCACGUGGGCAACUACCGCCUGCUGAGGACCAUCGGGAAGGGCAACUUUGCCAAAGUCAAGCUGGCCCGGCACAUCCUCACCGGCCGGGAGGUCGCCAUCAAGAUCAUCGACAAAACUCAGCUGAACCCCAGCAGCCUGCAGAAACUGUUCCGAGAAGUUCGCAUCAUGAAGGGCCUAAACCACCCCAACAUCGUGAAGCUCUUCGAGGUGAUCGAGACCGAGAAGACGCUGUACCUAGUGAUGGAAUAUGCAAGUGCUGGAGAAGUAUUUGACUACCUCGUGUCACACGGCCGCAUGAAGGAGAAGGAAGCUCGAGCCAAGUUCCGACAGAUUGUAUCGGCUGUGCACUACUGUCACCAGAAAAACAUUGUCCACAGGGACCUGAAGGCCGAGAACCUCUUGCUGGACGCCGAGGCCAACAUCAAGAUCGCCGACUUUGGCUUCAGCAAUGAGUUCACGCUGGGCUCGAAGCUGGACACGUUCUGCGGGAGCCCCCCGUACGCCGCCCCGGAGCUGUUCCAGGGCAAGAAGUAUGAUGGGCCGGAGGUGGACAUCUGGAGCCUGGGCGUCAUCCUGUACACCCUCGUCAGCGGCUCCCUGCCCUUCGACGGGCACAACCUCAAGGAGCUGCGGGAGCGAGUCCUCAGAGGGAAGUACCGGGUUCCUUUCUACAUGUCAACAGACUGUGAGAGCAUCCUGCGGAGAUUUUUGGUGCUGAACCCAGCUAAACGCUGUACUCUCGAGCAAAUCAUGAAAGACAAAUGGAUCAAUAUCGGCUAUGAGGGUGAGGAGUUGAAGCCAUACACAGAGCCAGAGGAGGACUUCGGGGACACCAAGCGAAUCGAGGUGAUGGUGGGUAUGGGCUACACACGGGAAGAAAUCAAAGAGGCCUUGACCAGCCAGAAGUACAACGAAGUGACCGCCACCUACCUCCUGCUGGGCAGGAAGACUGAGGAGGGUGGGGACCGGGGCGCUCCCGCGCUGGCCCUGGCAAGGGUGCGGGCGCCCAGCGACACCACCAAUGGAACAAGCUCCAGCAAAGGCACCAGCCACAGCAAAGGGCAACGGAGUUCCUCCUCCACCUACCACCGCCAGCGCAGGCAUAGCGACUUCUGCGGCCCAUCCCCUGCACCGCUGCACCCCAAGCGCAGCCCAACCAGCACGGGGGAGGCGGAGCUGAAGGAGGAGCGCCUGCCGGGCCGGAAGGCGAGCUGCAGUGCCGCCGGCAGCGGGAGCCGAGGGCUGCCCCCCUCCAGCCCAAUGGUCAGCAGCGCCCACAACCCCAACAAGGCAGAGAUCCCGGAGCGGCGGAAGGACAGCACGAGCACCCCUAGCAAUCUCCCUCCCAGCAUGAUGACCCGCAGAAACACCUACGUUUGCACAGAACGCCCGGGGGCUGAGCGCCCGUCCCUGUUGCCAAAUGGCAAAGAAAACAGCUCGGGUACCGCACGGGUGCCCCCCGCCUCCCCCUCCAGUCACAGCCUGGCUCCCCCAUCAGGGGAGCGGAGCCGCCUGGCACGGGGCUCCACCAUCCGGAGCACCUUCCACGGCGGCCAGGUCCGGGACCGGCGCGCAGGGGGCGGGGGCGGCGGGGGCGUGCAGAACGGGCCCCCUGCCUCUCCCACACUGGCCCACGAGGCCACGCCCCUGCCCACUGGGCGGCCGCGCCCCACCACCAACCUCUUCACCAAGCUGACCUCCAAACUGACCCGAAGGGUCUCAGACGAACCUGAGAGAAUCGGGGGACCUGAGGUCACAAGUUGCCAUCUACCUUGGGAUCAAACGGAAACCGCCCCCCGGCUGCUCCGAUUCCCCUGGAGUGUGAAGCUGACCAGCUCGCGCCCGCCCGAGGCCCUGAUGGCAGCUCUGCGCCAGGCCACCGCGGCCGCCCGCUGCCGCUGCCGCCAGCCACAGCCGUUCCUGCUGGCCUGCCUGCACGGGGGUGCGGGCGGGCCCGAGCCCCUGUCCCACUUCGAGGUGGAGGUCUGCCAGCUGCCCCGGCCGGGCCUGCGGGGAGUUCUCUUCCGCCGCGUGGCGGGCACCGCCCUGGCCUUCCGCACCCUCGUCACCCGCAUCUCCAACGACCUCGAGCUCUGAGCCGCCACGGCCCUGGGUCACCUCUUCUUCUUUGUCCCCUUCACUUCUCCAGGAGGGAGAGGGGUCAGGAAGCGGAUUCUUCCAUUGCCAUCCCCUCCGUUGCCCUGACUUGGAUUUGGGGGCACAGGCUGUCUCUGCCGUCCCCCGGGACGCUUGGCGGGAGAGGAGAGCGAGCGGGCUCAGCAGGGGGAGCUGGCACCUUCCUGGAGCUCCGGCCAGCCCUGUCCCUCCGCACCCUGCCACCGGGCACCUGAGGAGACUUUGGGGGCGGGGCAGGGGCAGGAAGGGAAACUGAGGACACUCUUUCAUUCCUCCCAACAGUUGAUGAAUUAGGCCUUGGGCAGAGGCAGGAAGAGUUGCUGAGCCUAAAGACUGGAGAAUUGGCGGGGCUGGGAGUGGGGGAUCAGAGAGGCAGAUUCCUUCCCCUUCCCUGCCCCCCAUGCUCGAACCCCCUCCCUGCCCCAGGCUGGUGCGGGACACUUUGUACAAAUCCUUGUAAAUACCCCUACGCCCUCCCCUCUGCAGAGAUCUCUCAAGGAGCUGGAGCUGGCGCUGUCGCCUCCGGUUUUUAAGUUAUUACACCCCCCAUCCUCCUGUCUGCCCCCUCACCUGCAGCCUGUUUGUCCAAUAAACUUAGGAGAGUCCCCCUCCCCCAUGCUGACCCCGGGGUUUUCCUUCCCUGCCCUCACCUGCAAGUGAGAUGAAGAGGAGGGGUGUGACUGGGCCAGCGGUCCCUCCUUUCCGAGCCUCGGUUUUCUCAUCUGCAGGACGAGGGUGGGGGGAUGAGCGGGUCGGGGUGAUUGUGGGAGAGGGCCGGACAGAACUCGGCCUUGUCUACAAGGCCCCCAGGUCCUGUGUGGGGCCCCUGUUCAUCCACUCACAUGCUCACCCACAUGAUAUAGUGGGCUCCAAGCCACUUCUUACUCCAGUAGUACAUUUACCCAAUAAACAGUCAUUGACCGGUGCCGCCUCCGCGCCAGGCCCAGUGCUGGACAUGGAAGUGCAAGCAGCCCCGUCCACGGGGGCGCGGUUAUGACACAAACACUAGAGAGAGACAAUCGCUUGGGCACUGGGGGAGCCCGGAAGAGGGGAGGUGAGGGAAGGCACUGCAGAGGGAGCGAUGUCAGAGCUGGGUUUUGAAAGGUGAGUAGGAGAGUUGCCCAGGUAUUGUAUAUGCCCUGGGCAAAAGCCGGGGGUUGGGGGCGUGGUGUGUCCUCGGAGGACUGUGGGUGAUUCCAGUGUGGCUGCUACGUUGGGGGUGCGUGGAGAAUAAGCAAGAGAUGCUGUAUUAGGACUAAUAAUCUAUCUACACUUAAGCCAAAAGCUCUUUGUUCGGUUACGUUAUUUAACAGUCCAGGGCGCCUGACUGCAGGGGCGGCUGGGUCCAGGCAGCAGCGUUCAGGUGUGGAUGGGCCCGCUCAUCGCUGCUGCUUUGCAGCAUGUUUCAUUCUAGUGGUUUUUUUCCAGUAGACGCUCCCCGACGGCAGAGUGACCCCCGCAGUUCCAACUUUCACUCCUCCAGCUUAGCUUCUGCAACAGGAAAUUCCUUAUUGCCAACUUCAGGAAAAGUUCCAAAAAAGACAAGUCGAGACCAUUUCUGAACCAAUCACUGAGACUCAGGUGGCCAGCCCCAUACAUAGAACUGGCCUUGAAGGGUGGUUCCCC
Molecule: messenger RNA, 4142 nt
Organism: Pteronotus mesoamericanus
Lineage: Eukaryota; Metazoa; Chordata; Mammalia; Chiroptera; Mormoopidae
Gene: MARK4
Product: microtubule affinity regulating kinase 4
Exons: 17
Coding region: 219-2477 (752 amino acids)
Biological process (GO): protein phosphorylation; microtubule cytoskeleton organization; intracellular signal transduction
Cellular component (GO): cytoplasm
Molecular function (GO): tau-protein kinase activity; protein serine/threonine kinase activity; ATP binding
Source: RefSeq, a predicted model, not a curated record